Molecule: messenger RNA, 3125 nt
Organism: Conger conger (European conger)
Lineage: Eukaryota; Metazoa; Chordata; Actinopteri; Anguilliformes; Congridae
Gene: il21r.1
Product: interleukin 21 receptor, tandem duplicate 1
Exons: 9
Coding region: 246-1859 (537 amino acids)
Biological process (GO): immunoglobulin mediated immune response; cytokine-mediated signaling pathway
Cellular component (GO): external side of plasma membrane
Molecular function (GO): protein binding; cytokine receptor activity
Source: RefSeq, a predicted model, not a curated record
CUCAGGCUCAAUUUGGCGUCAGUUCACUCAUGAGAGGUUCUCAUACCAGGCACAGUUGGCUUCACAGUUGGCUUACGAAAAUGGUCAGACUAUUGAAUUAAAUAUUCUGCCAUUUCAUACCGGAUAAGAACUGACGACAAACACAGUAUUUGCUGCCCAUACCCGGAUUUGCCAUCGGAUAAAGAUUUCCUGGCGCCUUCAAUGAUUUUAAGGACCAAAUACAGCGCUUCUUCACAUCAGUCACCAUGAGGGAGCCAGCUGCCAUCUUGUUUGUGUUUUGCAGCCUGAUUCAAUGCACUACUUGCAACUGCAAUAUUACCUGCACAACUGACUAUAUCUCUUCACUGAACUGCUCCUGCUCAGGACCGAGGCUUGCAUCCUACUAUUACCUUGAAGCAGAGUGCGGGGAUGAUGAGGAUCAUAUAAAGGUCAGCUGUGAAAUUAAAGCCCCCCAACGCUGGUGCACAUUAGAGUUGGACCCUGAGGAAUAUCAGAUUGACGCUUUAAGUACAUGCACAGUACAAGCCAAAAACUCUAACGGUGAAGGGGGAGUGGACACAAAUGACUCAACAACCCUAAUACUAUCUGAAAACAUAAAGCCACAGCCUCCUUUCAACAUUUCACUGACAGUAUCUGACAGUAGCUACAAUGUCUCCUGGAAAACAGCCUAUGCAGACGGCCAUUACCUAAUGGGUCUCUUCAUCUACAGGGUGAGGAUCUGGAUAAAGGGUGAGGAGGAACCAAGUUAUCAUUACGUGUAUGAAGACCGAACAUACUUGGAGAUUCCCUCCAGUCUCCUACGGAGUAGGAAGGACUAUGAAGUGAACGUCCAGGCUAAAGUGAACCCCGCCAGAUACAGGAAUGAUUUCAGUGAAUGGAGUCCUACUGCCAUAUUGAAAACAAAGGAUGAAGAAGAUAAUGGGCAUUACAGGCAGUAUUGUUUCAUCUUGCUGAUUGUGGUUCCCUGUCUGCUUUGUUUCUUUGGAAAAAGAAGAUUAUGGCUGACGAAAGUACAAGUGUACAUCCCCAGCCCGGAGGUUUUCUUUAGUCCCCUCUAUCACGCCUACGAGGGGGACUUCAAGAAAUGGGUGGGCCCUGCAUUCACCUUGAGUGAGUCUGAAUGCCUGGAGGGAAGCGUGGCCAUUUCAGUGAUGAAAGAGAAGCAGGUGAAGUCAUUGGAGAGGCUGUGUGAAGGGGAAGCAGAGGACAGCGGCAGCACGGCCAGCAGCUCUUUCCUCAACAUAGGGUCCCACAGCUCCUCCGAGCAGGGCACGGAGGACGGCAGCUGCAGCCAGGGCUCGAAUGGCUCCGCCGGGCACAUCUCCAUCGACACGGUGACGGUGCUGGAAGACCAGAGCCAGAGCUCAGGAAGGUCCUGGGACGCCGGCAGCAGCGGCGGCCAUUUUGUGUACCCGCCCUUCGGCCCCGGAGGGAGCGCGGACAGCGAGGCGCUGGGCCUUCUGGACGAGCGGUGCAGGUGGGACGCCGUGAUCUCCAGCGGCCGAGUGUCAGGAGGGACGGGGCCUGCCGAGGGCGCGUCUACUCACCCACCGCUCAGCCUUCUGGAGCCACAUCUGCACGACGGUGACCGCAACGAGGAGGACCAGUCCUCCAUGGAGUCGUUCAGCUUCGGCGAGCACUCAGAAGACGGCUACCCACGUGUGACCCUGGACAUGGAUACCUUCGACAGCGGCUUCCAGGAGUCGGACUGCAGCAGCCCAGCACACACAGACCCGGACAUGAGGGAGAAGACUGAUGCCCCCAUGCUGGGGGAGAGCUUCCACUCCAACUAUGUCAAACAGUGGGUGGCGGCCACUGACGCAUCGUCCCCACGAGGAGAGACAGGGAAAGACAGCUAAGGACCCCCAGGGCUGGGAGCGGGACACAAAGUGCAAAAAGCCUCCCAGAAGUAGAGCCUCAGAGGAACACAUGAACACAACAAUGGUCAUGGGGGAGAUCUGGGCAUUUUUGGCUUUCUUUUCUAAGGCAACUGUGACAGUCCCAUGUCAUCACCUCUGCACUUCAAAAUGUUUUAAUAUUACUAUGAACACUGAAGUUGAAAAUUUAAUCUUUCUUUCUCUUUUCUGGGAGGGGCACGCUGCCCAUGUCAAGCAGAUGAACUGUAGUCUGUAAUCUCCCACUGAACUACCCCUCUUGUUUACAUUUCAGUACAUACUCAGUGUGAUUAAUAUAUGUGACCAGCCAUAACCAAUGACUAGUCAUAGCAGUUGGAAAAGAUGUUUAUGACAUAAAACAUGACAUUGACAUUUGACUAUUCAAUACUUGGUAAAUGGUUGGCAUUUAUACAGCGUCUUUAUCCAAAGCGCUGUACAAUUGUCAUUCACCCAUUCAUACACACACUCACACACCGACAGCGAUUGGCUGCCAUGCAAGGCGCCGACUAGCUCAUCAGGAGCAUUUGGGGGUUAGGUGUCUUGCUCAGGGACACUUCGACACAGCCCGGGUGGGGGAUCGAACCGGCAACCCUCCGAUUGCCAGACGACUGCUCUUACUGCCUGAGCCAUGUCGCCCCGAUACUUGGUUCAAACUGACAAUCUUUCUCUCAUUUCAUGACAAUUGCUUUGUGGAUUCGUUGAAGGCGCUACUUUGUUAUCAGUGAUUCAAGGCCUAUUAAAAAUGUACAGGAAAGACUCACCUCACUGGGGAAAAUAUCCAGUGUAUAAUAUUAACGUAAUCAAAUAUUACGUCCUGUACCAACUAGUGUGUGUAAUCUAUUCAUGUAACACUGUGAUAGGGACUAUUUGACAUUUUCUUAACAUUUCAAAAUAUUGUUACCAAUUUCAACAGGACAUAGAGUCAUGGAGUCUGUGUGGUGAAUGGUUUGUACAUAUGGAAUUGGAGAUGAGCAUAUUAUUCCUUCCUCAGUUUCAUACCACUAUGAAGUGGUGCACAGAACAUUAUUUUGAAGAAAACUUCACAGCCCCAUUCAUGAGACAAUGAAGCCCAGCCCCUUCUUGGAGCAUAUCUUUAGACAAGAUUAUAUGCCACAGUCCCUAUCAGGUUCUUCCCGUGGAAUGUACUGUAAACACCUGUCAUUGGAUCCACAAUUUCACAAAGCAACAGAUGAUACUGUAAUGUUUUAAAUAAAAUGACUUGAUGACGCA